AUGUUGCCAUGUGUCUGCUGGUUCCAACUUAUCCUCAUCUUGCUGUCCUCUGUCUUAUGGACCCGGGGGGAAAACUGCCCAGCAACCUGCCUGUGCCCAGAUCCUCACACUGUGGACUGCAGCGGUCGCGGGCUGACCCGUCUACCCAAUGAGAUCCCCUUGGAUGUGCGCAGGCUUUUGCUGGCUGACAACUGGAUACCCCGUAUCCCCUCGGACUUCCUGGUUCUGUACAGUGACUUGGUCUACCUGGACCUCCGGAACAACUCCCUCUCCCACAUAGAACCGGGGACUCUCAGCACCUCUUCCAGGCUGGUCUUCCUGGACCUGGGCAGCAACAAUCUCACUGAAAUCCCUAAGGGGACGUUUGGAGAGUCCCGGAGCCUGAUCAAACUACGGCUGGGCAACAACCCAUAUCUGAGCAUGGUGAGUGAGGAGGCAUUCCUGGGCCUCACCUCUCUGAGAGAACUGGAACUGGAGCGUAAUGCACUGUCUACCCUAAAGGUGGGGGCACUGAGUCAGUUGCCCUCCUUGCGGUUGGUGAGGUUAGAGGGCAACCCCUGGGUGUGCAACUGCAACUUUGCCAGCCUGUUCGCAUGGCUGAUGGAGAACAGUCACAAGCUUCCAAACGGUGUGGAAGGCAUGGAGUGCUCCCUCCCCAUGGACGGCAGACGUGUAUCCCUGACCCAGCUCUCAAAGGACAGCUUCCGUGAGUGCCAGGCCACCCUGACUCUAACAGACCUGCUCAUCAUCAUUUUCUCUGGCAUCUCAGUGUCUGUGGUGGCCAUCAUGACAAGCUUCUUCCUGGCUUCAACUGUUCAUUGCUUCCAGCGCUGGAGUAAAGGCGCCAAGGGGGAUGAGGAGGAGAGUGAGGAGUGAGAAGGAUUUACUUUUAAGGACCUGCGUGGUCCUGGUACUUCAAACAAUGAGAGGACACCGCAGACAGUAUGUGCUACAUGUGACAAGUUUCAUGCUGCUUCCUCCCUGGAGAAUAUCCAGGACUGUUUAACGGUAGGAUCUUUCCCUGGUACGGUUGCAGUUGUUUUCUUUGCAGAUAAUGGUAACAAAGGACAUUCCCAAGGAAUGAGCCAAAGUCCCAAUAAAAAUUAGUGAGUGCCCUGCUCCACUCACAAAAUUUUAUUAUAGAGCUUAUGGUCAUCUUUUAUGGCUACUGGCACUGGGCUUGAUGUUAUAGGUUAUAGGCCUACACAAUUAUAGUAAGGCUAACACCUUUUAUAAUGGAGGAGAAAAAGUUUUUUUUUUAAACCAAGUGUUGCUGCAGUUCUGUCACGUUAGUCUUAGACAAGCCGAUGACUUCUCAACAUGUAAUCACAUUGGACAUGCAACUCUGGAGUCCGAACUCCUGUUUAUUGACAUCAAAGUUAGCGAAAUGUUUAGAUGUUUUCAUUGGGGCUUUAUUUGUGUAGGACAGAAUGCUUAAUCCCAUAAAAAAAAGGAUGUCACACCUACCAAUGACCUCAGUAUUUAACUGCCUAUAACAUGAUAUGCUGGCAUAUCCUGCCAUUUACAAUGUCUUUUUUGGACAGCCUCACUCACUAUAACAUUCAAAAGAGGUUCACAAGCACUGAGAAGGCAAAUACUGUUGUUUCUCCUGCAUGUAAAAUUAGACAGUAGCAGAGGUGUCAGUCGAGCAAGAAGGAUUUGGACAAUGGCGAGAUGUUAGGUAGCUGAUGUACUGUAGGCAGGAAGAGUUUCCAGUAGGUCUACACAUUCUUUCAGCAGUAUAUUCAUUAUAUAAUCACAAAGUUAUGUACAAAAGAAAACAAUGUACAGUCAAACAAACAUAUAAAUCAAGAGGAUGUACUGUAUAUUUCGUAGAUUGAUAACUGUGAACUGUGUAGAAAGACAUAGAAAGAUAUCUAAAAUAACAGUAUAAUCUUAAAAAUUAUGGCAAAUACGGUAAAAAAAAUUGAGUCUACGUAGAACUAUUGUGUCAAAUAACGCACUUUAUAUGGUGAACCUAAUUUUGGCAAGCCCCUAAUUACACUAUGUAGACUGGUUUUGUCUUCAUCUGCCAAAGAUUAGGUUUAGGUGAAGGAGAGAUUGCAUGUAAGGACUUUGUUGUGGAUGAUGUGUUAUUUAGUGAGGUAGGGGAUUGCUCCUUAACAGAAGACAGCACUAUAGCCAAAUCACACUCAUUAUACACAUAUUGUCAGUUAUGGUCUCCAAAGAUUACAUUUUUUUCCUAGUCUGUCUACGACUGAACCAGCUGUCUCACUUUGCUCCAUACAUGGCAGUCUUUAACCUCUAUUUUAGUUCAUAACAAAUAGUUAUUUACUGUACGAGGGUGGCGGGGAAGAGGUUUGUCUCUUGAAGAAUAAAUAGACGACUUGUUUUGUUUAAGAUGUCCAGAAUGGAUACGUCAUGGGCUCUCAAUUAGCCUAUUCUCCUUUUACUAAAGAUCAUAUCCUGGGAAAGUCUCAUAACAACAUCUGCAUUUACAAGAGCGAGUACAAUCUGAAUUAAAUAAAGCAGCACCCCCAAAUAUUGUGGGUUUCUUUUUAUUUGCAUCCUGUAUGUUUAAAUCCUCCACCAUUACGAUUUGGAAUUCUCAAAGCUGGACUCUUUGUAUUUUUUCCCCAAAGCUAAGGUAUGUUGCAUUGCUUCUCACAUUCUUGUAAGGCAUGAAUAAUUCAGCAAAUGAGAUAUGAAGCAGAAAGAAUGUCGAGUCUCUUAAUGCAAACAAGCAGAGGAUAGAAAAAGAGCCAUGAGCAAAUAGAGUCAUCGUUUCUGUGUGGUUAACAAAAGAUAAAAGGGAAUUCCAAAUGCCUAUGUCCCUUUAGAACAAGUCAUAACCCUGAAUGUGCAGCAUUAUGAGGCACAUUUGGCAGAAAUGACAAGAAAUAAAUGUGGCCUUAUUUAUUUUUAGUAUUUUUCAUUAGUAUCAGCAUCAAUAAAAGCACAAAGAUUUUACAGGAAACUAAUGUGAUUCUAGUACACUCUUUCACAUCAUUAUGUUGGUACCAGCCUGUAUUGUCACAGUAUGUUUUCAUUAAUAUGUAUUGUCACAUGUUGUAUUGAAAAUGCCACAUCCUUAUAAACAGUGUAAGAUUUGUACUGUAUGGAUGUCGUGUUUUUGCCGGAAUUCAAAUUAUGUGGGACACACGCCCAUAGGAAAUUACUAUCCAUUUUUAACACCUAAUUGACCUUUCGCUAAACCCCUCCCCUGAAUAUCAAUUGUCCAAUCAUGGCUUAGUAACUGUAACUAGGCCUGUCGAGCUUUGGAUUUCUCCAUGUGUUGAAGCGAUCUAAGAAGAGCAAUAUUCUGUAUCUCAAAGAGUUUGGAGGGUGGCGUCUUUUUUUGUAGUCUUUCGAAAACCUAAAACCCAAGAGCAAAUGUGUGAGCAAUAGAUUAAAACUUUGUCUUUUACGACUUUUGCUCUAACAUAAGCUGCAAACGUUAGCAUGUCCAGCUAAUUAGCUUACUACAUACAGUAGUGACCAAGCAUUACUUCCAAAGGCAAUGGGCAUGUUAUUAGCCUACUACAUUAUUUUGUGGGGUUACAGGUUACAUUAGAAAAAUACCUGUUCAGGACUGACGCGUCCACUGUUUAGGAGCCAAGAUGCUACUAUAUCAGAAUUUAGAAUAAUGAUAGCACCUCAGUUUUGCUCUUUGUUUGUUUUGGGGAAGUAGAUGCUCCAUCAACUCCAGCUAAACUACUAUAUAGCUAUACUAUACAAAAAACGUUUUAAUUACAUUUUUAUUUUUGAUACAGUGCUAUGGGGCUAUCAAGCUCUACACUGAAAUACACAGACAAUGAUGCUCCUUGUUUACAUGCCCUGUACAUGGAUCAAAAACUGGUGAGGAUCCUGACAUUAUGCAUGGAACAUGAAGCUUAAGCCUUGGUCUUUCAGCAUUAUACGCAGCCAUCAAGUAUAUAUUUAAGAGCUGAGAUGGACUUCUCAACUGACUCGAGAAGUUUUAGCAUUAGUAUUAGCUUACAUUAGCUAGCUACACUUAUAAAAUCUGCUAGCGAGAGUCAUCAUUUUGGCCGACAGCUAGAAAUGAAAAGCCUGCUUUUGUUAUUUCUGUGUGGAAUUGAGAACCUAGUGUUUACUGUGAAUGUAUAUAGUAAAUCUGGCACCGUUAUCACUGUAAACUGCAUAUGUGCAGUGCAGAAUGUAAAGUUUGACAGGCGUAACAACAGUAACUAAGGAAGGCGGGGCUUAGUGAAUGGUCAAUUCUAACAUCGGAUAAAGUCCUAAAGAGUAUUGAAUUUCGUAUUCAUUCAUAUUUCUUAUUACAGUUUGGUCGCUAUUAGUGAGCAACACCUAUUCCUUGUAGCAAGAGUGAAGCUGCCCACAGUUAAGUUCACAUGGAGAGAACGAGGUUAUGGGGACAUUUAGGAACUCAACUUCCAACGAAAAGUAUAAAAACAUUUAAGAUUUGUAUUAGUCCAGAAAGUGAGUUUCCAAAUGUUGGCAUGAGAGGAGCAUGUUCAGAAAACAAAAUAAACAUGCUAAAUACCAAUACCGAGCUAAAGUGAAUUCAUUUGGUUUUUGCCUGAGAAACUGCUUUCUUAACUGAUAUCUGAAGGUGCAGACCUUAGUCAAGGAAUCAGAGGGAGAGUUUUAUACAUAUCAUUAUCAUUUCCAACUACUGUGUAGUUACUGUAUAUUAACAAAUUAUCAUGUUAGCUUAGCUGUUAGCUUGAAGCAUAUUUUAGCAUGACAAUUUCCUUUCUCUUAUUAAUUUUAUUAAGUAACAAAUAUCAGCACAUUAGAGCAUGCACUGUUGAGUUACCUACAGUAUAAAGUAUAGAUUCAUGUCUAUUUUUCUAUUAAACCUUUCAGAAUGAAGCAUUUAUUUACUCUGUCAGUCCCCAAAGUCAUUUUCUGGCAUUGCUCACCCUGGAAAGCAGAGACUGGUGGAUACUUUCGUAUAGUUUGUCUGCAAAAUACCAAAAUCCAUAUGAUUUUUUGUCAGAUAAAUGUCAGAAUGGCUCAAAUUUAAAGUGACAGAGAAGAGUGUGACGUUGUUGCUGCAGCUGAAUGCAUUUCCAAAUGUCAAACAAACACUGUCAAACAGACUGUAUGUGUAGCUGUAUAUUGAUGUUUGGUAAAAAAAAAUAAUAAAAUAAUUUUUUUCUGUC
Messenger RNA from Siniperca chuatsi (mandarin fish), 5111 nucleotides. It is a transcript of the gene lrrc38b, whose product is annotated as leucine rich repeat containing 38b. Gene Ontology annotation, cellular component: voltage-gated potassium channel complex. Gene Ontology annotation, molecular function: potassium channel activator activity; transmembrane transporter binding; voltage-gated potassium channel activity. NCBI's taxonomy places the organism in Eukaryota, Metazoa, Chordata, Actinopteri, Centrarchiformes, Sinipercidae. The transcript has 2 exons. Bases 1 to 876 code for a protein of 291 amino acids. The record is from RefSeq and is a predicted model, not a curated record.